Molecule: messenger RNA, 3391 nt
Organism: Pimephales promelas (fathead minnow)
Lineage: Eukaryota; Metazoa; Chordata; Actinopteri; Cypriniformes; Leuciscidae
Gene: slc12a10.1
Product: solute carrier family 12 member 10, tandem duplicate 1
Biological process (GO): potassium ion homeostasis; sodium ion homeostasis; sodium ion transmembrane transport
Cellular component (GO): apical plasma membrane
Molecular function (GO): sodium:potassium:chloride symporter activity
Source: RefSeq, a predicted model, not a curated record
CUGCAAAGCUGCUCAAAAUAGGAUGGAAGCCCUUUAGAACAAUAUUGUGCUCUGUUCAUUUGUUUUUCUACGUUCAUUCAGGAAUUGAAGAAGAGGAGAUCACCGGUCAACCAUUAGAAGUACAUAAAGCGCAGUGUUUCUGAGCGUGCACAAAUGGGUCACCGCUUCUCCAAGCGCAGGAUGGCGGGGUCAGAAGUGUUGCCCGCCGGCCGCUUCUCGGUCAGUGAAGAGGCUCCGCCGCAUUACUCCUCUUACAGCACCGGCGAUGAGACGAGCGUCACGGUGGAGACACCGGCGGCACGAAGGACGUCUGAAGCUCUGAACUCGCGGCAGGACAACCGGAGGCCGUCCAUAUACAGCACCAUGGACGCACUGCCGAACCUGGAGUUUUACGCCAACGCCACCGCCACGGGCCGCAUCCGGCGCAGCAGACCCUCGCUGGAGACGCUGCGCAAGGCCUACGAUGAUGGAGAAUCUCUCAGUAACACGUGCGUCUCUACCACGGGAAGCCUCUCAGCUCUUCAAGAGAGUGGAAACGAUUCUGAGGAAAGCGGAAAAGGGGGAAAGACUUCCCAACCAGUGCGCUUCGGAUGGGUGACUGGGGUUAUGAUUCGGUGUAUGUUGAAUAUCUGGGGGGUCAUUCUGUUCCUGCGCUUGUCCUGGAUCACAUCCCAAGCAGGAAUCCUUCUUACAUGGGUAAUUAUACUGAUGUCGGUCCUUGUGACGUCCAUAACGGCACUGUCUGUAUCUGCCAUCUCCACCAAUGGGAGAGUCUCUUCUGGCGGCGCGUACUUCAUGAUCUCCCGCACACUGGGGCCUGAGUUGGGAGGUCCCAUCGGCGUGGUGUUUUCUUUCGCCAACGCUCUCGCUUGCGCGCUCAACACGGUGGGAUUCGCCGAGACGGUCAGAGAUCUUCUCAUUGAGUUGGACUCCCAGAUUGUGGAUUCAGUCAAUGAUGUCCGCAUUAUAGGAUCCAUCACAGUCACCGUAUUGCUUCUCAUCUCAUUGGCUGGGAUGGAGUGGGAGGCAAAGACUCAGAUCCUGUUCUUCUUGGUUCUUAUGGUGGCCUUCACCAACUACUUUGUUGGCACCGUGAUUCCUGCGACUCCCCAGAAACAGUCGAUGGGUUUCUUCAGUUACCGCAGCGAGAUCUUCCUGGAGAACCUGUUCCCGGACUGGAGAGGGCCGGACGGCGACUUCUUCCGGAUGUUUGCCAUCUUCUUCCCAUCCGCCAUCGGGAUCCUGGCCGGAGCAAACAUCUCAGGCGAUCUGAAGGAGCCUGAGAUCGCCAUCCCACGAGGGACAUUGAUGGCCAUAUUCUGCACCACCAUUAGUUAUCUGGCCAUAUCUUCAACUGUGGGAGCGUGUGUUCUGCGCGACGCCUCAGGGAACCUGAACGACAGUCUUCCGCUGAACUUCAGCGAGGCGUGUGACGACCUGAGCUGCGGUCUGGGCUGGAACUUCACCGAGUGCCGGCAGAGCGGCUCCUGUGCCUUCGGCCUGUCCAACAACUUCCAGGUUCUGAUCCAGGUGUCGGGCUUCGGGCCGCUGAUUUACGCUGGCAUAUUCGCAGCCACCCUGUCGUCCGCCCUCGCGUUCCUCGUCUCCGCACCCAAAGUCUUCCAGUGUCUCUGUAAGGACAAUAUCUACCCGUACAUCGGUUUCUUUGGAAAGGGUUAUGGGAAAAACAGCGAGCCACUGCGAGCGUAUCUGCUGUGUUACAUCAUCGCCAUGUGCUUCAUUCUGAUUGCUGAGCUGAACGUAAUCGCUCCUCUGAUCUCCAACUUCUUCCUCUGCUCUUACGCGCUGAUCAACUUCAGCUGUUUUCACGCUUCCAUCACCAAUUCACCCGGGUGGAGGCCAUCGUUUCGGUAUUACAGCCCCUGGACGGGUUUGUUCGGGGCCGUUAUUUCUGUCGUGCUGAUGUUCUUGCUAACCUGGUGGGCCGCGCUCAUCUCUUUAGCUUUAAUCAUCUUCUUAUUCGGCUAUGUGGCCUACAAUAAACCAGAGGUGAACUGGGGUUCGUCUGUCCAGGCCAGUACCUACAACAUGGCUCUGUCCUACUCCGUGUCUCUGGCAGGAGUCGAAGACCACGUCAAGAACUACAGGCCUCAGUGUCUGGUUCUGACGGGUCCUCCGAACCUGCGUCCAGCGCUGGUGGACUUUGUUGGCUCUUUCACCAAAAAUGUCAGUUUGAUGAUAUGUGGAGACAUUCUCAUGGAGGAUGAGAAGUCGAUUGUGUCCCAGCGCAACACCAGUGACAUGAUAAAGUGGCUGAAUCAGAGGAAGGUUCGCUCCUUCUACUCGGCCUUCAGGGCGUCCAAUCUGAGAGACGGAGCCCGGCAUCUUCUACAGGCCUCUGGUUUGGGAAAGCUGAAGCCGAAUAUACUGGUGCUGGGAUUCAAAAUGAACUGGCAGGAGAGCAGCAGUCAAGCCAUAGAGGACUACAUCAACACCAUCUACGAUUCUUUCGACUCCAACCACGGAGUGUGUGUCCUGCGCAUGAUGGACGGACUGGACAUCCGAGACGAGUUACAGGCUGAGGUCAAUCAGGGCUUUGAGAUGGACGAGGCCGUCGAGUCCGAUCAGCAGAUUUCAGACGCAGAUUCAGACGUCGACAACACAAAGAGCGCGGCGAACGAUCAGAUCAAAACUGUGUUCCAGAAUAAACAAGGGAAGAAGAGCAUUGACGUGUACUGGAUCUCUGACGACGGAGGUUUGACUUUGUUAGUGCCGUACCUGUUGACCAGAAGGAAGCGCUGGAGACGAUGCAAAGUCCGAGUGUUCAUCGUCGGAGAACAGCAAACCAUGGAGAACGAGCGCAAAGAAAUGUUGACCUUGCUCCAGCGUUUCCGACUGGACGUUCAUGACGUCAUCGUGAUGACGGACAGCGAACGGCCACCGCUUGCCAAAAACACAAGGCGCUUUGAGGAAACGCUCGCCCCCUUCAGGCUGAACGAGGCACAGCUGGACGAGAGGACGGCGCAACAGCAGAGGACCGAGUGUCCAUGGAAAGUCACGGACAAAGAGAUGGACGCGCUGAGACUCAAGUCGGAGAAAAAAGUGCAUCUGAACGAGAUCAUACGGAGGAAUUCGAAGCACGCCGCGCUGGUCCUAGUGUCUCUCCCCGUACCGCAGGCUGACUGUCCCAGAUCUCUGUACAUGGCCUGGCUGGACACGCUCAGCUGCGGUCUACACUGUCCCGUCCUGCUCAUUCGAGGAAACCAGCAGAACGUCAUGACCUUCUACUGCCAGUGAAACUCGCUUAUCCGGCUCUUUAAGGCAAACACACUACAGGCUAAACGCACUUCUUUCAUGCACUGCUCAGUUUUGAGAUUUUUUGGCAAGUUUGCUUUUUACAAAAUUAUUUAUGUAUUAUUUAAGACCCUCC